This is a messenger RNA of Oncorhynchus keta (chum salmon), 3122 nucleotides long. RefSeq names its product alpha-ketoglutarate-dependent dioxygenase FTO-like. Bases 169 to 1881 code for a protein of 570 amino acids. Gene Ontology annotation, biological process: RNA repair; DNA alkylation repair; regulation of multicellular organism growth. The transcript has 8 exons. NCBI's taxonomy places the organism in Eukaryota, Metazoa, Chordata, Actinopteri, Salmoniformes, Salmonidae. Gene Ontology annotation, molecular function: broad specificity oxidative DNA demethylase activity; ferrous iron binding; mRNA N6-methyladenosine dioxygenase activity. The record is from RefSeq and is a predicted model, not a curated record.
CAUUCGAAGCAAAUGAAUGCUAGAUUGUGAUCAGAAAGGUACUCUUUCAUAACCCGUCUUUGUAACUAGAUUAUUAUUACACGGCACCCGUUCAUUUUAUAUGCUCUGUUUAUUUAACAGAGCUAUAAGUUGUAUUGUAAUUCUUCUGCUGGAACUACAACUACCAAGAUGCGCUGCAGUGAACGCGGGUGUGUAAACACAACUCUAGGAAACAUGAAACGGUCGGGUGGCAGUGAGAGCGAGAAGCGAAGAAAGAGGCGCAGGCUGCUGCAGGAGCUAGGAGACCAGCGCAUCCCCUACCUCGGGCCCUCAGACCAUGGCUUCCAACAGCUGUGGGAGACUAGUUACUCUGGCCUGGCUCUGCGGCGGUCCUGCUCCCUGCCUGAGGAGCUCCAUGGUCGGGUGGAGGCUGCUCUGUUCACCCUGCGGCGGAGGGGCUGUUUCCUGAGGGACCUGGUGAAGGUGAGGGACCGAGACGUCUUCACCGCCGUGUCCCGGGUGCUGCUGGGUCAGCCAGGAACCACCUACCGCUAUCUGGACACGCGGCUCUUCACCAUCCCCUGGCACAUAGACGAGCAGAGAGGGACCUGCUGCGACCCAGACCUCAGCGCCGCCUGCAAAGCACUCUGGGAGCUCAACUGCUUCUUUUGCUCUGAUGUCGGAGACAGGAAGGAGGGGGAUGUUUUCAAGCAGUGCAGGAAAGAGUUGGUUGGUGCUAUAGAGUCUAAACCCAGUGUAGAAGGAGACACAGAGUCUAAAGAUAGUGAGGAGUCCAAACCCAGUGACGAUGGAGGAGACUCGGAGUCCAAGCAGAGUGAGGAGGGAGAGACUGAGUCAAAGCACAGCGACGAUUGGGACAUAGAGUCAAAACACAGUGAAGAGGAAGGCUCAUCGUCCAAACAGGAUGCAGCAUGGGAGUCAAGACACGGCGACGAGAUGGGAGACAUGAAGACUAAACAAACUGAAUUGGGGAGUCCAACGGCAUCAAAACAACACAGUGAUGGAAAACAUACAGGCUGGAAGCACAGGCCAGCUGGCAGCACAGAGACAGAGACCACAGACCUAGGCCCUCAGGAGAAGCCUGUGGCUGAGCUAAAACACAGUCUCUCUGGGUACCACAUUGAAGAUGAGGAGGAUGAAGACCAGCAGAGUGGCCAGGGAUGCUCUAACCUCAACCCUGCUAAGCCAUCCUGUCCUGGCCCGACCCAGUUCAACGUCACCCUGCUCAACUACAUGGACCCAGCAGUUAUGAGCCAGCUGAAAGAAGAGCCAUAUUAUGGGAUGGGUAAGAUGGCUGUGGGCUGGCACCAUGAUGAGAACCUGGUCAGCUUAUCUCCUGUGGCCGUCUACAGCUACAGCUGUCAUGACGACAAAGGUGAGGGUGUGAGCUCGGAGGAGGGUCCUGCAGAGAAGGGCUGCUGGAGGAUUGGUCUAAAGGUGGCCUGGGACAUCCACACCCCUGGACUGACCCUCCCACUGCAGUCCGGAGACUCCUACUACCUUAGAGAUGACCUGAACAGGACCCAUCAGCACUGUGUUCUGGCUGGAGACUCAGCCCGCUUCAGCUCUACACACAGAGUGGCGGAGUGUUCCACCGGGACCCUGGAAUACAUCCAGUCCCGCUGCCGAGAGGCCCUGUCUAACCUGAGCACAGACCCAGAAACAGGGACCCACUGCCUGCUGUCUCUGCUGCCAGCUACCCUGCAAGGCUACGAGGAGAUACACAACGAGGUGGAGUUUGAGUGGCUGAGGCAGUACUGGUUCCAGGGCCAGCGUUACACCCGGUUCUGCAGCUGGUGGGCCAGACCCAUGGAGCAGCUGGAGAAUGACUGGAGAGAGAUGGAGCUCAUGUGUGGAGCGCUGAGCAGUAAUCACAUCUAAUACUCAAGCGGGGAUAAAGAGAGGAGCCUGGAGAAGCACGGUGCUGCUCUGCACUGAGACACAGGAAGGCAGUCAGUCAGACAGGCAGGCUGGCAGGCAGGCAGUCAGUCAGACAGAAAGGCAGGCUGGCUGGCUCACUCGCGUCCACACAGCCAGGAGGAGGAGGAGACGGGUCUAAUCUCAUCUAGAGCUCAGAUGAAGUGUGUGAUUUGAACCUGUACUUAGAGAGGAGCAGGAGUGAGAUGUGAAGACUUGAUCUGUGUGUCUCUCUCUCUCAUGAUAAACCAGCCAUCUCUCUCUCUCUGAUGGCCAACCAGCUGUGUGUGUCUCUCUCUCUCGCUCUUUCUCUCUGAUGAUAAACCAGCCAUCUCUCUCUAUCUCUGAGGUGAUAAAACAGCCAUCUCUCUCUCUCUCUCACUCUCACUCUCACUCUCACUGUCAACCAGACCCCACUCACCAUUUAAUUUUCCCUGGCACUAGUCAGACAUGCAGAUGUGUGUGUGCUACACAUUGCCUUGAGUAGUCUACAGCAUCAUUUUUUAUUAAAAAAAAAAUCCUCAUUCCCUUUAGAACAGUGUUUGUUCUCUAUUUUGUAUUUUAUAUUAGAGGCAUGCUGUUAAUUUAUACUUUCCCAUUUAGCUUCUGUAAACUCUAUUUACUAGUUUUCUUCUUUAUCAUUUAGUAUUUUACUGAAGGUGCAUUGUGUUGUUUUCUAAAUGAAACAACAUGAAGUAGUUUAUCAGCGAGGUAUUUGUCUUUGACCCAUUAAGUAAAUCAAACCAUGCUCGUUGUGUUUGUGGAAAAUGAACAAAUCAAAUGGGCCACUAUUGUUGAUGGAGGCUCUUUGUGCUUUCAUAAGCAAUAUUGUACCACAUACUGAUUAAAUAGGCCUUUCUUAGUAUUAUAGAAAACAGUCAUAUAUUCAUUUUUAUUUCCCUUUUUUCGAUCGCUUAUGUUUGUUUAUUACACUUCUAUUUGAAUUGUCAAAGGAUUUUAUAACUUACUUACAUUUUUUAUAUUUUCAUAUACUUAUACAUAAACUAUUUUUAUUAUCAUUUUUUAGCAAAACUAUUUAAAAUAUCAGAAUAUCAGUGUGUCAGUUGGUGUUUUUCUCUGGUCACAUUUGACUAUUUAAAAAAUCUGCAGUGUCCUAAAUGUAUGACAUUUGAAUAUUUAUUCAUAUUUUGGGAUAAUUUCAUGCUGUAUGCUUAAUCUUGAAAAUGUUAACCAUAUUAGACACA